Molecule: messenger RNA, 12120 nt
Organism: Danio aesculapii
Lineage: Eukaryota; Metazoa; Chordata; Actinopteri; Cypriniformes; Danionidae
Gene: myh14
Product: myosin, heavy chain 14, non-muscle
Exons: 45
Coding region: 151-6333 (2060 amino acids)
Cellular component (GO): myosin complex
Molecular function (GO): actin filament binding; cytoskeletal motor activity; ATP binding
Source: RefSeq, a predicted model, not a curated record
GCGGCUUCACGGAGCGCUGUAAUGUGAAAAGCCGCAUUUGCACUAUUAGUAUUCUAACACUGGAAAGAAAAACACGAGGGCCCGUUUCUUUUCUCCUCACAGCUCAAGUCAUAUCCCGAGAGUGGAUUAACACAUUUAAGCGCUACAACCAUGUCCAGGCCAGCGGGGGGCAGUAUUAAUGAUGUCGCCUCGUUCCUGUCCACGGGGGCAGGGCCUGGGUCACCAACCUCAAUGUUUUCCGCCUCUAGCCAAGCUGAUUGGGCGGCUAAGAGACUCGUAUGGGUGCCUUCAGAGAAACAUGGCUUUGAGUCUGCCAGCAUGCGCGAGGAGCGAGGCGAUGAGGUGGAGGUGGAGCUUACAGACAGUGGGCGGAAACUAACACUUCUGAGGGAGGAGCUUCAGCGGAUGAACCCUCCCCGAUUCAGUAAAGUUGAAGACAUGGCCGAUCUCACAUGCCUCAAUGAAGCCUCUGUCUUACAUAACCUACGAGAGAGAUACUAUUCAGGACUCAUAUAUACAUACUCCGGCCUGUUUUGCGUGGUGAUUAACCCCUAUAAGAACCUGCCAAUCUACACAGAGUCCAUUAUAGAGAUGUACCGUGGCAAGAAACGACAUGAGAUGCCUCCACAUAUCUAUGCCAUAUCGGAGGCGGCGUACAGGAGCAUGCUGCAAGACCGAGAAGAUCAGUCUAUUCUCUGCACAGGGGAAUCCGGUGCAGGAAAAACAGAAAACACCAAAAAAGUGAUUCAGUAUUUGGCACAUGUGGCGUCUUCACACAAGUCUGGUACUCUGGGGCGACCCAAAGACACUGUUGUACAGAUGGAUGGUACUCGCUCUCUGGGUCGUGGCAGUAGCGCUGUGAACAGGACCGUGCAGUAUGGGGAGCUGGAAAGACAGUUACUGCAAGCAAACCCUAUUCUUGAGGCCUUCGGCAACGCCAAGACUGUCAAAAACGAUAACUCUUCCAGAUUUGGCAAAUUCAUCAGAAUCAAUUUUGAUGUUGCUGGAUAUAUUGUUGGUGCUAAUAUUGAGACUUAUCUGCUAGAGAAGUCUCGAGCCAUUCGUCAGGCUAAAGACGAGCGAACCUUCCAUAUCUUCUACCAGCUUCUCUCUGGUGCAACUGAGGCCAUGAGAAAGGAGCUUUUGCUGGGAGGCGCAGAUCAAUAUCGCUUCCUCUGUGGAGGGUCACUUCCUGUUCCAGGUCAAAGUGAUUCAGAAAACUUCACUCAGACAAUGGACUCGAUGACCAUCAUGGGCUUCACCCAGGAGGAAUCUACAUCCAUGUUAAAGGUGAUCUCUUCAGUGCUGCAGUUUGGGAACAUCACGUUUCACAAAGAGAAGAACACAGACCAGGCUUCAAUGCCGGAUGACACUGCAGCGCAGAAACUCUGCCACCUGCUGGGCAUCAGUGUGCUGGAGUUCAGCCGUGCCAUUCUCACUCCUCGCAUCAAAGUGGGCCGUGAAUAUGUCCAGAAGGCCCAGACCAAGCAGCAGGCUGACUUUGCAGUGGAAGCUUUGGCAAAGGCCACAUAUGAGCGUCUAUUUCGCUGGCUUGUACAUCGGAUCAAUAGAGCUCUGGACCGCAGACAGCGUCAAGGAGCCUCGUUCAUCGGCAUUCUGGACAUCGCUGGAUUUGAGAUCUUCCAGCUAAACUCGUUCGAGCAGUUGUGCAUCAACUACACUAAUGAGAAACUGCAGCAGCUCUUCAAUCACACCAUGUUUGUGCUGGAGCAAGAGGAGUAUCAGCGAGAGGGCAUUGAGUGGAACUUCAUUGACUUCGGUCUGGAUCUUCAACCCUGUAUCGACCUCAUUGAAAGACCGGCUCAUCCUCCUGGUGUGUUGGCGUUGUUGGAUGAGGAGUGUUGGUUUCCUAGGGCAACUGAUCGCUCGUUUGUGGACAAGUUGUCAGCUGAGCAGGGUUCACAUUCAAAGUUCAUGCGACCCCGGCAGCUGAAAGAAGAGGCAGACUUCUCCAUUGUACACUAUGCUGGCAAGGUGGACUAUAAGGCAAACGAGUGGCUGGUGAAAAACAUGGAUCCUUUGAAUGAUAAUGUUGCAUCUCUACUGCAUCAGUCAUCUGACCCAUUCAUCUCUGAGCUCUGGAGGGAGGAUAUUCAAACUCUUCCUCGCGUGUACUUUUUUGACUCUUAUGCCACACUGCAAACCAAUGGCUGUGACAGCAUGGAGAGGAUUGUGGGUCUGGAUCAGGUGUCAUCAGGUGAGAACAGUGGACCGGUGAGUUUUGGGGCUGCUGGACUCAAGACGAAGAAGGGCAUGUUCCGCACGGUGGGCCAACUCUACAAAGAGUCCCUCACUAAACUGAUGGCCACUCUUCGCAACACCAACCCAAACUUUCUGCGCUGCAUCAUUCCCAACCAUGAGAAAAGGGCUGGAAAGUUGAGUCCUCAUUUGGUUCUUGAUCAGCUGAGGUGUAACGGGGUGCUGGAGGGGAUCAGGAUCUGCAGACAGGGCUUUCCAAACCGCAUUCCUUUUCAGGAGUUCAGGCAAAGGUAUGAGAUCCUGACUCCAAAUGCUAUUCCUCGAACCUUUAUGGAUGGCAAACAUGCAUCUGAGCUCAUGAUCAGUGCUUUAGAGUUGGACAAGAAUCUUUUUCGGGUGGGACAGAGUAAGGUGUUCUUCAGGGCUGGGGUUUUGGCUCAUCUGGAGGAAGAACGAGACUUGAAGAUCACUGACACCAUUAUUCGUUUCCAGAGCGCAGCUCGUGGAUACCUCGCUAGAAAGGCGUUCCAUAAGAAGCAGCAGCAGCUCAGUGCUCUGAGAGUGAUGCAGAGGAACUGUGCAGCAUAUCUGAAGCUCAGAAACUGGCAGUGGUGGAGACUCUUCACCAAGGUGAAGCCCUUGUUGCAGGUGACCCGUCAGGAUGAAGAGAUUCAAGCUCGGGAAGCACAGCUUCAGAAAGCCAAAGACAAGCUGAGUAAACUAGAGCUUGACUUUACUGAACUAGACAAGAAAAACCAACAGCUGAUUGAGGAGAAGUCAGUCUUGACCGACCAGCUGCAGGCCGAGGCAGAGUUAUUUGCGGAAGCAGAGGAAAUGAGAGCACGGCUGGCCAAUCGCAAACAGGAGCUUGAAGAUGUGUUGGGGGAGCUUGAGAGCCGAUUGGAGGAGGAAGAGGAGAGGACUGUUCAGCUGACCAAUGAGAAAAAGAGGAUGCAGCAACAUGUGCAGGAUCUGGAAGAACAGCUAGAGGAGGAAGAAGGGACACGUCAGCGCCUCCAGCUGGAGAAAGUUACUCUGGAAAGCAAAGUGAAGAGUCUGGAAGCAGAGACCUUGACUUUGGCAGAGCAGAGGGACAGAUUCAGCAAGGAGAAGAAACAGCUGGAAGAGAGACUAAAUGAAGUAACAGAUCAGCUCACAGAAGAAGAGGAGAAGGUGAAGAGUCUCAACAAGCUGAAAAACAAGCAGGAAGCUGUCAUCGCUGAUAUAGAAGAGCGUCUAAAAAGGGAAGAGCAAGGCCGUCUGGAACAGGAGAAGUGGAAGAGGCGGAUGGAAGGAGAAGCAGUGGAGGCUCAAGAGCAGCUGUCUGACAUGAGCUUACUCGUCACUGAGCUGAGAGGAAGCCUGAGCCAGAGAGAGAAAGAGAUCACCACAUUACAGACAAGGCUGGAAGAAGAAGGAGCACGUCGUACAGAGGCUCAGAGAGCCCUGAGAGAGGCCAUGUCUCAGGUCUCUGAGCUCAAAGAGGAGGUGGAGAAUGAACGAGGGAUGAGGGAAAGAGCUGAAAAACAGAGGAGAGAUCUUGGAGAGGAGUUAGAGGCUUUGAGGACUGAGCUGGAAGAUACUUUGGACACUACAGCUGCUCAGCAAGAACUCAGGUCUCGUCGUGAAGCUGAGUUAGGAGAGCUUCAGAGAUGUUUAGAGGAAGAAACUCGUCGUCAUGAAGCCCAGCUGUCAGAGCUCCGUAUCAAACACACUGCUGCCAUAGACUCACUUCAGGAGCAACUUGACAACACCAAAAGAUCCCGUCAGUCGCUGGAGAAGGCAAAGGCUGUUAUGGAGGAGGAGCGCUUGAAUCUGAGUGCUGAACUGAAGACUUUACAGGGAGGGAAGAUGGAGAGCGAAAGGGGCAGAAAAAGAGCAGAAGGACAGUUACAGGAGCUCAACGCACGCCUCUCGCAGGCAGAGAGAGAAAGAGAAGAGAGAGAGGAACGUCUCAGUAAACUACAGUCAGAGCUUGAGUCUCUGUCCAGCUCCCUCUCCUCAUCUGACUCCAAAUCUCACCGCCUUCAUAAGGAGGUCAGCAGCCUGGAGAGCCAACUGCAUGAUGUGCAGGAGCUACUACAGGAAGAGACACGGCAGAAGUUGGCACUAGGUUCACGUGUACGUGCUCUUGAGGAAGAGAAAGCUGGACUAAUGGAGAGAUUAGAGGAGGAGGAGGAGAAGACUAGAGAACUUACACGCCAGAUUCAGAACCAUACACAACAGCUGGCUGAUCUGAAGAGGCAGACCGAGGAAGUCAAUUCAGCAGUGGAGGCUGGGGAGGAGACCAGGAGAAAGAUGCAGAGAGAUUUGGAGAACGCCGUACAGAGAGAGAGAUCCAAAGAAGAGGAGAAAGAGCGCAUAGAGAGACAGAAAGAACGGCUGAGAGAGGAGAUAGAGGACAUGACCAUCGCUCUGCAGAGAGAGAGACAGAACUGCACUGCUCUGGAGAAGAGACAGAAGAAAUUUGAUCAGUGUCUGGCAGAGGAGAAGGCAGUGAGUGCUCGGCUGCAGGAGGAACGUGACCGCGCUGAAGCAGAGAGUCGAGAGAAGGAGACGCGCUUCCUGUCUCUCUCUAGAGCAUUGCAGGAAGCAACAGAGCAGAGAGAUGAAUUGGAGAGAACCAAUAAGCAGCUUCGCCUGGAGAUGGAGCAGCUGGUCAAUGCCCAAGAUGAUGUCGGCAAAAAUGUCCAUGAGCUGGAGCGUUCUCGGCGGGCUUUGGAAACAGAGGCGCAGUCUCUGAAAGAACAGACGCAGGAGUUGGAGGAUGAGUUGGGAGAGGCGGAGAACGCUCGUCUCCGACUGGAGGUCACACUUCAGGCCCUCAGAGCUCAGUUUGAACGAGAGAUCAGCACCAAGGAGGAGAAAGGAGAAGAAAAGAGGAGGGCACUCAACAAACAGGUACGAGAACUUGAAACAAUGCUUGAGGAGGAGAAGACUCAAAGAGCUCAGGCUUUGACUGUUAAGAAACAACUGGAGACAGAGCUGCAAGAGGCAGAGGCUCAGGUGGAAGCAGCCAAUCGGGGCAGAGAAGAAGCGUUUCGCCAGAUGAAACGUCUCCAGACUCAGAUGAAGGAGCUUAUUCGUGAGCUUGACGAAACCAAGUUGGCUCGAGAUGAGAUUGUUGCCCAAUCAAAGGACAGCGAAAAACGUCUGCAGACACUGGAGGCAGAACUAUUGCAGCUGACAGAGGAUCUGUCUGUUUCUGAGAGGCAGAAGAGGCAAGCCCAGCAGGAAAGAGAUGAAAUGGCAGAUGAAAUCAUCAACAGUGCAACUGGAAAAUCUGCUCUUUUUGAUGAGAAGCGGCGCCUUGAAACUAGAAUCACUCAGAUGGAGGAAGAGUUAGAAGAGGCACAGAGCAAUGCUGAACUACUAGCUGAGAGGCAGAGGAAGAGCACCUUACAGAUUGAAACACUUACAGUCCAGUUAUCUGGAGAAAGGACACUAGCGCAGAAGAGUGAAGGUGCGCGAGAGACUCUGGAGAGGCAGAAUAAAGAGUUAAAGACUCGUCUCAGUGAGAUGGAGGGAGCUGUGAAGGGGAAACAUCGCCUCAGCGUCGCUGCCCUGGAGGCUAAGAUCGAAUCGAUGGAGGAACAAGUGGAGCAAGAAAGACAAGAGCGAGCCAUGGCCAAUAAGCUGGUGAGGAAAACAGAGAAGAAACUGAAAGAAGUUGUGAUGCAAGUGGAGGAUGAAAGAAGGCAUGCAGAUCAAUAUAGAGAGCAGUUGGAUAAGUCCAUGGGGCGUCUCCGUCAACUGAAGAGGCAGCUAGAGGAGGUGGAGGAAGAGAACUCUCGCUCCAAUGCCCAGCGCAGGAAACUACAGCGAGAGCUGGAGGAAAUGAGCGACAGCAUGCAGAGCAUGAACCGCGAGCUCAACACUCUCCGCUCCCAACUCAGCAUCACAGAACGCCAGAAGUCAGAACAGCGAGCUCCGCUCCCUCUGUCCAUGCGUGCUGGCCGCAGAGCUCUGGUGGAUGACCUUUCUCAGGAGAACUCUGAUUCUGAAGAUCCAGGUGCUUCUCCCACGCCAUCCAGCGGCCCACCGGGUACCCCCACACCCUCAGACAACGCCCUGGGCCCCCCUCCCCCCUACAGCCUUACAGAUGCUGAAUAAGAAUGGGCAAGAUGGACAAUUUUACUGGUUUAACUCGCAUAGCUUUUGCAAUCGUACCCAUAACAGAACAUCCGUGCAGUUACACAUAACUUGAAAACUAGUUGAUAUGAUUUAUCGAUUUUAAAUGAACUGACAAAUUAGCAUGCAAGAUGGAGAAAGAUUAUUGUACUAUAGAAACCAAGCAAACAGUGAAAGGACUGCAGAAGUGAAAAUCACAUUUCCUAGCAUUCCUUGGGAAAUGAAGUACUGUAUAUCGAUGCAGUAUAUCAGGCUCGUUGUGGCAGAAUUGUGAUGGCCACCUCAAGCUUGAUUUCAAUCAGUUUAAAGCCAUGUGUUUAGGUGAAAUUUGCAUGUGGGUGGCAAUCAAAAGCCAUCGGGGUUUACACAGAUGAUCCACAAUCAGGCUAGAAUGUGUCAUCUGUGCUCGCACAAGCCAUCAAAUCCUCAAAGCACUGAGAAACUUUCUCUCUCUCACUUCUGAAACAAUAUCAUGCUUAAAGACAGUGAGAACUGAAUAAGAAUUUCUCUUAGGUAUUUUAAAAUAUCAGUGUUUUAACAUUUUAGAGGUGGUAGCGUUACUUAACACAUAGAAAAUAAUGCUUUUUGCUAAACGUGAUUUGGCAGAGAUGAUGAUUAUGGAAGCCCAUUUUUCCCCUAGAGUAAUAGAAUAACAAAAGUAUUUGGGGAUUUAUAUCACAAAAUUGCAUUAUUCUUUCAUCAGUGUUGUGAUUUUACAACAUUCAGUUGAGAGAAACAAACUUUAUAUCUUAGUUGCAACAUUCUCAGUAUCGUUACUCUGUAUGUCACAGGUUUAUUUCACUUGUGACUUUAAGUCUCACCAUUACAACUUUUGCAGUAUUGUAACUUUACACCUUGGAAUUUUAAUCCUGCUAAUUGCAACUUUACAAUUGCGACAGUCCCAAAAUUGUGAAUUUUAUUACUUGAAAAUGCAAGUUUGCUUCUUGCAAUUAUGACUUUAUUACUGAUGGUGUGACUUUUUUUUUUGCAACUUUCCUUUUCAAAAUUGUAAUAUUUACAUCUCGCAGAUAUAGACUUAUUUGUCUUAAAUGUGACUUUAGAACUCGCAGUGUGACUUUAUAUCUCACAAUUGUGACUUUCUCAGUAUUGCAACCUCAUGUCACAACUGCAAGUUUGUUUCUUGCAACUGUGACUUUAUAUCUCACUGUGUGAGUUUUUAUAUCGGAAUUACUCUUUCUCUAAAUGGUGAUUUUAACUCUUGCAAUUGGAUGUUUGUUUCUCACAAUUGUGACUUUAUAACUUACAGUGUGACUUUAUAUCUCACAAUUACAUCUUUCUAAGUGUAGUAACUUGAAACGUUCCAAUUUAAGGGUUUGUUCUCGCUAUUUGCGACUCAGAGUGACUUUAUAUCUCACAAUUGUGACACUCUCAAUAUUGUGAUUUUACAUCUUUGCAUCUCUUGCAGUAGUAGCUCCAACUUGCAGUGUAACUUUAUACUCAUUGCCAUCUUUUUUUCAAUAUUGUAAUUUUACAUCUAACAAAUAUAAGGUGGCAUUUACACUAGUGCAUUUUUGUUUUUAAAAUGGCAUUUUAGAAUCCAGACUGCAAUUUUAAUCUCUAUCCAUGCUAUACAGCCUAAAACACAUGAAACUCUACACCCAAAAAUAUAUGUAUAUAUUGCUGCUUGUUCAAACUACGUAUUUUAAAUGAGCUGAAACAAAACAAAUCUUGAGAUUUUUUUGCGGCAACUUAGAGUGCUUUCACACUAGCACUUUUAGUCAGCACCCUGGUUCGUUUGACAUCAGAGUAUGGUACGUUUAGCUAGUGUGAACAUUGUUUUCUGAAUUCGGGUCUGCACCUGUGAACCAUACCUGAGUCCGCCUGUUAGUUCGUGCGAACUCUGGUAUGGUUCACUUCUGAUGUGAAUGCAAUUGUACCAAAUUACGGAAGUGAACUGACAACUGUACAACAAACUUUAAUUUUCAUAACGUUCAUUCGUGUGUGUAUGUCUGUGUAUUACCUACCUUGGCAACAAGCAGGACUGAUCCAAUGCCAACAGUGAUAAUGUCUGCUUGUUUCCACCAAAAACGACUUCUGCAGACAUUGCCUGAUGUUCUGAACGUUUUGAUAACAAAAUCAAAAGUUUCAGCAAAGCGCAUAGAAUCACCAAGAGGUGACACUCUAGUGCGAUUUGGGAAACAGCCACUAGAUGGCGCAGUGUCAAUUUUGGAAUGAAAAUUCCAAUAGAACAACAUCAUUAUACAAGUUUGUAAAAUAAACUAUUAAAAGUGCUGAUGAUUGUGAUUGUAAGUGUUUUCAAAUUAAAAUGGGGUCUUUAGUGCUUUCAAAAUGCUCCAUUUUCGCAGGUCGAAGACGUCAAGAGUAGUGUGGAUGACAGGCAUAACUAACAAAACAUAUUUAAAAUGAAAACGCACUAGUGUAAAUAGCACCAAAGUUUGUUCCUUGGAUUUGUAAUUUUAUACAUGACAGUGUGAAUAAUAUCUCUCAAUUAUAACGUUCUCAGUAUUGAGACUAUACACUCACCGGUCACUUUAUUAGGUAUACCUUACUAGUACCGGGUUGGACCCUCUUUUGCCUUCCUCAAAGAUUUUGGUCCAUAUUGACAUGAUAGCAUCACGGAGUUGCUGCAGAUUUGUCGGCUGCACAUCCAUGAUGUGAAUCUCCCGUUCCACCACAUCCUAAAGGUGCUCUAUUGGAUUGAGAUAUGAUGACUGCGGAGGCCAUUUGAAUACAGUGAACUCAUUGUCAUGUUCAAGAAACCAGAUGAUUUGCGCUUUAUUACAUGGCGCGUUCUGAAGUAGCUAUCAGAAGAUGGGUACACUUUGCUCAUAAAGGGGUGGAGGUGGUCAUUAACAAUACUCAGGUAGACUGUGCUGUUGAUACGAUGCUCAAUUGGUACUAAUGGGCCCAAAGUGUGCCAAGAAAAUACCUGGGUUGUAACGAGUGGUUAUUUGAUUUACUGUUGCUUUUGUAUUAGCUCGAACCAGUCUUGCCAUUCUCCUCUGACCUCUGGCAUCAACAAGGCAUUAGCGCCCACAGAACUGCCGCUCACUGGAUAUUGUCUCUUUUUUCUCUUUUUCAUGGUUGUGCGUGAAAAUCCCAAUAGAUCAGCAGUUUCUGAAAUACUCAGACCAGCCCAUCUGGCACCAAAAACCAUGCCACGUUCAAAGUCACUUAAAUAAUCUUUCUUCCCUAUUCUAAUGCUCGGUUUGAACAGCAAAAGAUCGUCUUGACCAUUCCUAAAUGCAUUUAGUUGCUGCCAUGUGAUUGGCUGAUUAGAAAUUUGCGUUAACGAGCAGUUGGACAGGUGUACCUAAUAAAGUGGCCAGUGAGUGUACAUCUAGCAACUGCAGGUUUGUUUCAGCUAAUAUUUGACAGUGCAACUAUUUCACAAUUGCAGCUUUCUCAAUAUUGUGACUGUUUAUGUGACUUUAUAAUUCAAAAUGUGACCUUAUAUGUCAAAACAACAUCUAUAUCGUGCAGUAUGACUUAACAUCUCAGCUUUUUAUCUCACAGUGCGACUUUUAAACGUUUAUCUCACUGUUACUUUUUUAUUUUUUUACUCCGAGGUAAAAAGGGGGCUUCCAUAUGACGAGCUACACGCACAAAUCUAUGAUUGUAUCAAAUGAAAAGUGAGAAAGAGAAAAUAGCUUUUGUAUUAAAUGAAUAUAUGCUACAAAUUUGAGCUGUCCAUUUACAUCUUAGCCAUAACUUGACCAUAAGAAAAGAAUGGGGAUACACAAAAUAAAUGAUAAAAAAAAUCAGCCAAAGCUGACAGAUUUCACCUCCAUGUAGAUUUAGCUGUAACAAUUCUUAGAUAUUUGAUAUAUACCUGCUUCGAUCUCAUUCAAACUUUAGUAUUCAGUUCAACUCCCUAUUAAGUUCGGGGUUUUUGUGCUGCUGAUCGCAUACCCUUUUAGAUACUGUGCGUAGAUAGAUAGUUGGCUUUAAAGGGAUGCUUUGGGUGGUAGUGAUAUACAGUAGAUAGUUAGGAUUUCUUAAUUUACGUCUUAACACGACAGCUCCAGUUUCAGACUACUGACUUGUAAUUUUUAUCAAGUAAGACAAUUCCAGUGUGCAGUCUUUAUUUAUUUCGUUUUAUAUUGUUUUUGUCUGCACAUAGACAUGUCAUGGUUAUUUGUAUAGUUUGAAAUGUUAGUAAAAACAAGGCAAAUUGAAAGAUUUUGAGGGUAAAGAUGGCUUUACGUGUUAUCAGCAACACUGGACAUCAUCAUUUCACCAUUUAAGCUACAAUGAGGCUCAGAUAAAAGAACACAUUUUUCACAAAUAACACAUCUGUAAGUGUAAUUGAGAGCGUUUUUAAUGACAGACAAGUCUGAAAUCAGUUUUAUGGCGUAUUUCAAAGAUGUGAACAUAUGAUAUUUUGUCUGUUUUUGGUUCCCGAGGGGUUGAAGGCUGCUAGUUACUUUUUAAUUAUCUCGUUUUAUCAAUGUAUUUUUUUUUGUAUCAAAGAAACAUACUGUAUUUUUGUUUGUUUGUUCAUUUUUGAAUGUGGUAAAUAUUUAUGGAUCCAAGCUUUUAUGUUGAAACACGAUCUAGGGCAUAUGGAUGACUUAAAGGGACAUUAUUCUAGCUGUAUGCAUGUCAACAGUGCCUGUAGUGUCUGCCGAAUAUACAAAAUGGACGCCAUUGAAAAAAUCAGUCAAAUAAGAACGAGGUGUGGAAUAUGAUAAAUAAAUUGCAAUAUUAGGUCUCCCUGAACAGCAAUCUGGCUCAGACAUCCUUCUCAAAGAUGCUUUUUUUUGCAUACAGACAGUUGAUGGGAUGAUUUUAGAGGACUUUUGAAAGUUACUUCACCAUGUCAAAUGACUGGCGUGUGUGUAACUAGCAUUAUUUUUUUAAUUUACAGAUAUUGUGUGGUGAGGCACAUUUUGAUACGUUGCGUCAGGCUUACACACACUUGUUUUCAUCUAACAGUGUUGAACUGUGAAUAAUAAUCGUUUGUCACCAUUAAGUAUUAGAACAUGUUUAAGAUCUGUUCUGCCUGUGAAACUGAAUGCUGUUAUUACUACACAGUACCUAUAAAUCGGGAAGCAGGGUUUUCAUGUCCGAUUCCAUUGUACGUAAAAUGUGUGUAAUAGAUUGUGUAGAUCACAUUUUUGAUACUGUGUUAUUUCCCCCUAUAGUUAAAGAAGUAAGUGUGUUUUAAUUUCUGAUCUUUAGAAUCAAUAUGGAAUUGUAUGUAGUUGCUGACUGAAAGCGAGGAAACCAUGCUGUUAAAGACUAAAGGAUAGAAUCACACACACAAAGCCAAAAGACUCAAGCCUUGCACAGCAGAUUUUGUUAUUCUACUCAUUUGUCCAUGUUCGAUCAUAUUCCUGAUAUUUGCCUAUAAUUUAUAAAUUCUUUCUAAAGUCUUUCAAGCAACUCAGAAUUUUGGCACUGAUAAAUGUACACAAUAAUUUGUACAAUUAACAGAUUUGGAGAGCUGUUCAAACUCAAAAAAAAAAAAAAAUCAAUUAGAAGUGGAUUUGCAUUUUAAAACAAUCCAAAAAGUGUAGUUUAACAAAUGGGACUUUAAUGGUAGUAAAUCUGUGUUGUAUAACACAGUUUUAAAUCAGUGUGAAAUGAAUGCACAGUAUGGAAGAGGACUGAAAGCUCAUGGGGAGAUACGUAUCUGAAGUGUUUCUGAACAGGAUUGUGUGCUUUUUUUGCAUUUGUGGAACUUGAAUUUUUAACCAUGUUGUUUGUUUAAUCUUUUGCUUUAUUUUGCUAUAAUGACAAAAUGAGACUGGGGUGACUUUUAAUAUAUCAUUGGUUUUAAAA